UAAUAACGUGUGAGUGAAAGCUAAAAGAAAGAAAGGAACGAAAAUAAUCGUGAAGUAGUUGAAAGUAACGUAUAGCAAGGAUGUGGGAAAAAAUCGUUUAUGGACCAUAGUUCCGUCGAGCCACCGGCAUGAAUUAUUAUAUAAUUAAAGAAGCAUAUAAUUGAAUUAGAAUAAUAGCUACAACAUUUCCAUAUCUUGAUACACGUAGCAGCAGAGGCAGUAUAUCGAAAAAACAUCAAUUAGCGUUACGCAAUAACCUGCCGAUUCCCGAAAUUCUCUUAAUUGUUACUUUCGUACGUACAUCAUAUUUACUAGUCAAUGUACCGUUUUUUUGUUUGUUUUUGUUCCAACUUAUUUCUUUCUGUUUCUGGGAAGGCGUGUAGUUGGUUAUUUGCUUAGGGAUAAAUUGCGUUCCAAAGAGACACAUACAGAGAGUACGUCGAAUGGGAAAUGACUCAAUUGAACUCAAUUCCCGCCGAUGUGAUGCUAUUUCAAUUAACUUCUUCUCGUUCUUAUUUUUCUUUUUUUUUAUUGAAUGGAACUUCCAAUCAGUUGUGACGGUAAUCUUAGAAGUGCGGCCACCAAAUAUUGUUCUCACCUUUCCGGAUUGUGGACCGUGCUAAGACUCAGCUGGUCUUCCUCAUACAUCUCUACUGGCAGGACGCAGCGACUGGCAUCGACUACUGAUCGCCGCACGUUUGUUUUCGCGACAACGACGAACCGAAAGAAAUGCUGCAAGAGUGAUUCCUCUGUGUCCUUUUUUUUAAUUUACUCUUUUUUUCACAACUUUUCUGGUUGUUUUCUUUUCCCUUUUUCGUUCACCUUUUGUUGCUAUUUCCAAACGACCGUCGCGAACGAAUGCUGUAAAUUAUUCAACGUGCUUACUUAUUGAUAAAUCUAUACACGCGAUUUCCAGUGUACCACCGUGGCCCCCGUGCCACUACCGCAGUUGCCGCCUACCCCCACAAAGAUGAAACCAUACCGUUCCAGGCAGUUCGCCCUUAAGAAGCUACGCCCAAUUACUGCCUUCUUCAUGGGAUUUGCCACUGUUAUACUAUUGAUUUACAUGGACAACAAAGCUCUCAGGCAGGUUAACAUGACCCAAGAUUACGAGCUGCUUGGUGUCAGCCAGGAUGACCCAGAAUUGAUAUCCGCAAUCAAGCAAUACUUCUUAAAACCAGGUGUAGAGCCACACCACAAACCCAUUGAAUACACAGCUGAAUCUCCUUCUGAGCACAUAGAGUAUUUACUGAAAAUACUAAAUAAUAAGAUGAAUGGGAACUUUGUUGAAGCUGGAGCUUAUGGAGAUGGGAAAACAUCAGAAACUGAGUGGCUUGAGAAGAAAUUAUCUUGGAAAGGUCUGCUGGUCCAGACUGAUCCCAUGAAUUUCUUCAAUCUGAAGAGACACAAUCGCGCGAAAUCUCAGGUGUUGCAUGGCUGCUUAAGUCCAGUUCCAUACCCUAAAGAAGUAACCUACCAUCAGGAAGAAAGAUUUAGAAAUUUAUUUAAUACGCGCAUCAAGUGUUUCCCUCUCUACUCGCUGCUUCUGGCCAUGAACAUGACCAAAGUCGAUUACCUGAGUCUGGAAACCAGAGGUACAGAGCUACAGGUUCUCGAGACCAUACCUUUUGAACGGCUACGCAUCGACGUUAUCGAUGUACACCUGCUGGUGAACGACGGUGAAAAGAAUAUCAUCAAAGAGUUUUUAGCCACCAAGAAUUACACGCUCAUGCAGGUUUUCAACACGAGCAACAUCUACAAGUUGAACGUGGUUUAACCAUGAGAACGAUAUUUUUUAAAUACAAAGAAUAUUUAUAUAUAUAUUUACAUUUAAAAAAAACAGAAGACUGAUCAAUCGCAUAAAUCACAAACAAGCUUUAGAAGGAAUUGAAUACUAAGGAAAUUACAUUCCACCCAUAAGUAAUAUUGUUUUUAGAAAUGAAUACUACUACUAAAUAGAGAGUGCCUUUUUUAGUACGUUUUAUAUAAUAUACACCAAUUAUUUUUGUAGAUUCACAUUCCUCAAUGUAUCUUAUUUUUGUUGUUUUAUAUACAAUUAUUGUUAUAGCCUAAACCAAACAAUUUCUCUAUUGUUUUCUCUCACCUUAUUUUUCUUGUACUUAAAUUAUUUCAAAUAAUU
Molecule: messenger RNA, 2140 nt
Organism: Nicrophorus vespilloides
Lineage: Eukaryota; Metazoa; Arthropoda; Insecta; Coleoptera; Silphidae
Product: protein Star-like
Exons: 4
Coding region: 971-1777 (268 amino acids)
Source: RefSeq, a predicted model, not a curated record